GGAAGGCAGGUGGCGACGCGUUCGGAAGGAGUAAAAUGGAAGGAGAAUCAAGCAGAUCGGAAACCCACUCUCCAGUUUUCGUCAAGAAAAAGACUAAGCAUUCUGUACAUAAGGAGAGACAUGGGAGGCAUUCCCAUGAAAGUUUCAGAGACUCCUCCCUGGCAGAUGAACAGGCUGACAUAACUAAGGGUAAAAAAAAGAGGAAGGAUGCCCAGCAUCUUGUUUCUUCUCCUUUGAAAAAAUCAGAAAUUUGCGAUGAGCCUGAAAAGGCCACUUUUAUACCCAAAAAGAAUAAAAAGAGAAGAAAAGGUGCUUUGGGAGUCGAUAAGGAAACAGGUAUUGCGUACGUCCUGGUGGAUAAAGAAAACAUUGAGAACACAGGAAAGAAUUUUAGAAAGGAUGUCGAUGUCGUUUACCUUGAUGUAAGCAAGGAACAAAAGUCAACAAGAGGGCCUGAAGCAGAUGAACCGCAUUUGGUUACUAAGUCACGUGAAAAUGAGUCAGAACUGCAUGAUAAAGUUCGGGAGAAAAAGCAUAAAAAACAUCGGAGGAAAGUUGCAUCCUGUGAUGCUGUCCAGGAGAGUCUGGGUGCAAGCAUCACCCUGCCCGGAUCAGAAUCCCAAGAGCAGGAACCUCAGCCUCCCAUGGGCCAAGAAGGUGAAAUUGCACAACUACCAGUGUCUGCAGAUCAAAGCAAGUCUAAGAAAAGAAAGAGGAAGCGUCCAAAUGACCGGGAAUUCGAGGCCUUGCCUGCGCCUGAGAGUGCUGAGAACAUAUACUCAGAGGGAUCCCAAGUGAUUGGUGAGGUUGGGACUGCAGGGGGCAAUCAGGAAUCCAGUGGCCUCAAGAAAAAGUCUAAGAAAAGGAAGAGAAGGUCUUCUAUUGAUACUGCCGUGGCACCUGGCAGUGAUUUUUCAGCGCUCAGGACGAGCUCUGAGGACACGCUCUUUGAUUCAGUGGAAGGUAAUGGUACCUUGAUUGAAGAAAGUGCGAAACCCAGGCCACAAGAGGAGAAACCCCAGGCCUGUUCGGAAGAGGUGCAGAGAUUAGAACCUACAAAUGAAGAAGAUAGCAAUUUGGAGUCGGCUAAAGAUCCUGAAACCAAAUAUUUAUCUGAAGAUUCGAGAGAUUCAGAUAAUUCAGACGUGGAUUUGGAUUCCGCUGUGAGGCAGCUCCAAGAGUUCAUCCCUGAUAUCAAGGAGAGGGCUGCCACUACAAUUAAGCGAAUGUAUCGGGAUGACUUGGGACGCUUUAAAGAAUUUAAAGCCCAGGGUGUCACUAUUAAAUUUGGCAAGUUUUCCGUGAAGGAAAAUAAGCAGUUAGAGAAAAACGUGCAAGAAUUUCUGUCUCUGACAGGAAUCGAGAAUGCAGACAAGCUGCUGUACACAGACAGAUACCCAGAGGAGAAAUCUCUCAUCACCGACUUAAAAAGAAAAUACUCGUUUAGAUUGCACAUUGGUAAGGGCAUUGCCCGGCCCUGGAAACUCGUAUACUAUCGAGCAAAGAAGAUGUUUGAUGUCAACAAUUACAAAGGCAGGUAUAGCAAAGGAGAUACCGAGAAGCUAAAGAUAUACCACUCCCUCCAUGGAAACGACUGGAAAAAGAUUGGUGAGAUGGUGUCUCGAAGUAGCCUCUCUGUGGCCCUGAAGUUCUCCCAGAUCAGCAGUCAAAGAAAUCAUGGUGCUUGGAGCAAGACGGAGACCCAGAAACUAAUCAAGGCUGUUGAAGAAGUGAUUCUAAAGAAAAUAUCUCCCCAAGAGCUAAACGAGAUGGAUUCUAAACUCCAAGAGAAUCCUGAAGGCCGCCUGUCAAUUGUUCGGGAAAAACUCUACAAAGGCAUAUCCUGGGUAGAAGUGGAGGCUAAAGUGGAAACCAGGAAUUGGAUGCAGUGUAAAAGUAAGUGGACGGAAAUUCUAACCAAGAGGAUGACAAAUGGUCGGGAUGUAUACCGGGGAGUUAAUGCCCUACAGGCCAAGAUCAAUCUCAUUGAAAGGCUGUAUGAAAUAAAUGUGGAAGAUGUUAAUGAAAUAGACUGGGAAGAUCUUGCUAGCACCAUAGGUGGUUUCGGUGUGCUGUUCGUUUGCAUUUCUCAUCCGAGGAGUGAGAUUUCAUCAGUUGUCGCUGUCUGUCUUCAUUGCUACGGUCCUUGCAUUUUCAAUCAGUUCCUGCCACUGGAGGAGAGGCCACCACUCUGAAGACCUGAAUUCAGUGCCGGCCAAGCAACAGAGAGCUGGCUGGCAAAGCACAGUCCCUCUAAGCAAUUCAAAUUGUUGAGCAUCGCGGGGCUCAGGGGUUGGUGGGCUUUGGGAGGUGGGGAUGUUGAGGGACUGUCUGGCCUUUAGUUUGGGAAGGAUGCUGAGGGGAACAGGGCUGCUGCAGCCUGGCUGUCUUUCAGAAAUGUGGCUGCUGGCGUGAGGUUGUCACUGAUCCAUUAGGAAGGGUGUAAACUGGUUCCGCUGGUUAGUUAUUUACACCUUGGGAUUAUGGACAAAGAACAAUCAGUCCUUUUUUUUUUUUUAUUAACUUGGAGAAUUGGAAUCUUUUCAUGGCAGGCCCUGUUGGGAGUCACAGACACAUGCCCGUGGUUCCAAACCCUUUCCUCUUCUAGCUCGUCUCAGGGGUGGGGCACCAGCUCUUGGGUUUGUGGGUCCCUGAGAGGGGAGGGUGUUAGGGGCUUUGAAGGAAGGGUGUCCUGCUGUGUAUCCCACCAACUCCCAUCCUAAGAAGUAUUCAUGUCGACAGGUCCCUCCCUUUGUAAUACCAAACCGCUUUUGAAAAA
This is a messenger RNA of Mesoplodon densirostris (Blainville's beaked whale), 2779 nucleotides long. It is a transcript of the gene TTF1, whose product is annotated as transcription termination factor 1. The record is from RefSeq and is a predicted model, not a curated record. The transcript is spliced from 10 exons. The coding region runs from base 36 to 2195 and encodes 719 amino acids. NCBI's taxonomy places the organism in Eukaryota, Metazoa, Chordata, Mammalia, Artiodactyla, Ziphiidae.